CGGUUUAUUGAUGGCGUCAGUCAGCCAAAGAAAACAAAAGUAGAUAGAAAAGAAUAUCACGAUGAGUAACGACAAAACUAAAAGGUAGCGCAAGUUUUUAAAUGCUUGGACCAUUAACAGGCCAUGGUUAGUUGACACUGAAAAGGGCAUGAUUUGCUCCUAUUGCAAACAUACCUACGAGUACAACAGGGUCCCGUCUGUUUCUUAUAGGCUGUACAUCGUACAAACUAGACAGCAUAACAAAACACGAAAACUCAUUACAACACAAACAUGCAGUGAAGGUGAAUGAGGGAAAGAGUAAGCCAGUAGAAGAGUCUGAAGCUCGCAAGAUAAUUUCUACACUUAACAAAGAGAACUUAGAAAAGUUGGAAAAAAUGUUUCGUACAUGUCAUGCUCUCAUUAAAAACAAUAGACCCCUUAGUGAUUUUACAUGGAUAUGUGAUUUAGAUGAAAUGAAAGGAUAUGAUUUAGGAAGAACAUAUAGAAACAUUAACUCUGCCAAAGUUUUUAUUCAGUGUAUUGCUGAUGUUGAGUUUCAGAAGAUAGCUAAUCAGAUAAAAAAACACUAAGUUUUUAUCUGUAAUUGGAGACGGGUCAACUGAUUCAGCUGUGAAAGAGCAGGAGAUGUGGUUUGUUAGAGGAUGCAGAGCAGGUAUUGUGACAGUAGAUUUCAUUGGUGUUCAUUCAGCGAGUAAAGCUACUGCAGAAAAUAUUGUUCACGGUUUACAAGAGACAGUUGUCAGUAAUUUGAAGAUGGACUGGAAUGAGAUAUCGAAUAAGCUAGUUGGUUUGAGUUGUGAUGGAGCCAGUGUAAUGACAGGAUGCAAAUCUGGUGUAAGAGCUAUCCUGGAGAAAGACUGUCCAUCAAUUGUUACUAUCCAUUGUAUGGCUCUUCGGCUAGAGUUAAGCUUGAAGGAUGUUACCAAAAAAGUGAAGACAUACGAGAGAGUGAACAUUUUGUUAGCUGGACUGUAUUAUUUUUAUCACAACAGUGCUUUUAAUAGAGCAGUUCUACAGAAAACAUAUGAAGCUACAAAGUCUCAGGAUGAAAAGCUGUUAAUUCCAACGAGAGUUGGUGGAACGCGAUGGAUUGGUCAUCAGGUCACCGCCAUAACCCAUGUGAUCACAUCUUACAAAUUCAUUGUAACCCAUAUGGAACAGUUAUUAGAGACAAGAGAAAGGGUUUCAUCUGAUGCUAAAGCUAAAUCAAAAGGCUUUUUGAAACUCUUGAAGUCUAAAGUUAUUGUUGGAUUCAUGCUUUUUUUGCUGGAUGUCCUUGCACCUUUGCGUCAUCUAUCACUGAACCUCCAGGACAGGACUGCAUUAAUAUCAUGUCAGCAUGAUUCCCUGGCAAGCGCUCUUGAAGCCGUUUUGAAGAGUAAAGCAAGAAUUUGGGGAUAAGGAGUUGCGAACUCUACUUCAACAUUUUGAUUCUGUCCUGAAACAAGCUGGAGUCAAUGUUCUUGAAGCUGUAAUAGAAUGGACAAUGUUGAAAAAGGAAAUAUUAAAGAGUGAUCUUCUUAGAAGUGAUUGGGUUUUGGUACAGAGAAAAUAUGAGAACAAGUUUUCCAACAUCCUUGCAGUUAUCGACCUCAUAUUUACCAUGUCACCAAGCUCUGCAGAAGCUGAAAGGGGAUUUUCCCGAUUGAAAUGCCUAAAAACAAAUUUACGAUCUAGGCUCAACCAGACCACUCUUAAUCAUGCCCUCUCUAUCAAACUCCACUCAGAAUAUGUAAGGGACAUUGACCCAA
Molecule: messenger RNA, 1751 nt
Organism: Magallana angulata
Lineage: Eukaryota; Metazoa; Mollusca; Bivalvia; Ostreida; Ostreidae
Product: zinc finger protein 862-like
Exons: 4
Coding region: 625-1401 (258 amino acids)
Source: RefSeq, a predicted model, not a curated record